GAUUGAGCUUCUCUACAGCGCGGCAAAGAGAGAUCAAACGAGAGGGACUAUGGAGAAAUAUACAGAGACUAGAAAGAAACAGAACACUAUAAUGGCACAUUAGAUGGGAAAAUAAAGAACGACAGAGAGAGAAAACAAAGAUAAAGACACCAGUGAGAAUUAGAAAAGAAGAAAGCAAGAGUUGGAGGACAUUCAUGUUCACUCUAUAGAGUGGACAUUGUGUUUGAGGUGUGGACAACAGCGCCAUGGAUAAAUGUUUUCUGUUUUCCAUCCUCUUUCUUCAGGGCCGUGUGUGCUGUGAAAGUCAGCCAUUACAGAAAGCAGAAGUCAACACAGACACAUAUGGAGACUUUGAUGCCAGACAGAUCUGGUCUUUUCCUCCCCAGAGUGAGAUAAACCAGGACAAUCCCAGUAUUCCAAUCUUGGAAUUCCCAGCAUUACGACCAGGGCUGGCCAGGAGGCGGAGAGAUUGGGUGAUUCCACCAAUCAGUAUUUCAGAGAAUGACAGAGGCCCAUACCCCAAAUCUGUGGUGCAGAUCAGGUCCAGCCAUGCCCGUGAGGUGGCCAUCAGUUACCAGUUGGUGGGACCAGGUGCGGACCAGCCUCCGGAGGGCCUUUUCACCAUUGAAAAGCGCUCAGGCAUGCUGUUUGUCACCAAGAUCCUGGACAGGGAGAUAACAAAGGAAUACAAGCUCACAGCUCAUGCCAUAGUAGUGGGCACUGAAGGAGACCGCCGUGCCGAAGCGCCCAUGGACAUCAUAAUCAAAGUGCUUGACCAGAACGACAACCGUCCAACCUGUACCAUGGACAUGUUCCAGGGCAACGUGAGUGAAGUAGCCCCCUUAGGUCAGCCGAUUCUGCGGAUCAGGGCCGACGAUAAGGAUGAUCCAGAGACGGAGAACGCCAUAGUGAGGUACAAAAUCUUAAGGCAGGAUCCACCCCAGCCCAACACUGAGAUGUUCUCCAUCAACGAAGUCAGUGGCCUCGUUAGUGUGGCCUCCGUGGGGCUUGAUAGCGAGACUCACCAAAGCUACAGGCUGACUGUAGAGGCAUCUGAUAUGGAGGGUCAAGGGUUGAAGACUACCUGCAACGCCACCAUCUCCAUCACUGACAGCAACGACCACGCUCCCAAGUUCAGUCAUACCACUUACACUGGCUCCAUAAGGGAGAAUGUUGAGGGUGGUGUUGUGGUGAGGCUCCCUGUGACAGACCUGGACCAGGCUCUGAGUCCGGCCUCAGCCACCACCUAUGCCAUCGUCAGGGGAAAUGAGAACGGCCUCUUCAAAAUCAGUACCGGACCCAGCAAGAUGGAGGGCAUCAUCACUUCUGCCAAGGGUCUGGACUUUGAACAGAAGCGUAAACACACACUUCUUGUUACCGUGGAGAAUGAGGUUCCUUUUGCAGUGCCUCUGCGCACAUCCACAGCUACUGUCAUUGUAGAGGUGGAGGACGUGAACGAGGCGCCUGAGUUUGUGCCUGAACAAAAGCUCGUCAAAGGAGCAGAGGACAUGUCUGUUGGUGCUGUGAUAGCUGAGUACAAAGCUAAAGACCCUGACACCGCUAGAGAACAAACAGUGAGAUAUAAGAUGUUGUCAGACCAAGCUGGUUGGCUGGAGGUGAGCCAGGACUCUGGCCUGGUUCGUGUGAGGAAUGCAAUGGACAGAGAGGACGCGCUGGUCAAAGAUGGAAAGUACACUGUCAUCAUCAUUGCCUUCGACAAUGAUUUGAGCCCUGCCACCGGCACGGGGACACUCGUGAUCGAGGUGGGCGAUGUGAACGACAACGCCCCCCUGGUGAAGGAGAGGCAUGUGCAGUUCUGUUCCCUCGACCCGGUUCCUGUUCCGCUCACCAUUCUGGAUGCAGAUGGACCCGGCAACGCCGAUCCUUUCACGGCCCAGCUGACGGAGGGCAGCCAGGCCAACUGGACCUUAAUCACCAACUCCAGCUCUGGUGUGGUGAGUGUGCGUCCCCGCCGGCAGCUGCUCCCGGAGGACUACCUUGUGGGGCUGCGUGUGUAUGAUGCCCAUUUGCUGGCGCAGGACAGCUCGCUGCGGGCGGAGGUGUGCCAGUGCAGCGGUGCCGUCACCAGCUGCUUCCACCCGUUGCCACGCUACGUCCCCGACACAGCCUCCCUCUCCAUGACCAUUCUGGGCACCGUGUUUGUCUUACUAUUGCUGCUGCUCCUGUUGAUCUGUUUCAUCAAGAGGAGGAGGGAGAAACAGGAAGUCCUUCUACCAGAGGAGGAAGUGCGAGACACACUCUUCUUUUACAACGAGGAAGGUGGAGGGGAGGAUGAUCAGGAAUAUGACCUGAGCCAGUUGCACCGUGGGCUGGAUAACCGACCUGAGGUGGUGUGUACUGACGUGGUCCCCACACUCAUGCCUGCUCUACCCUAUAGACUGAGACCAGAAGAGAACGAGGAGAUUGGGAGCUUCAUUAAUGAUAACCUGGCGGCUGCAGACAGUGACCCAGUGGCGCCCCCCUUUGACUCGCUGCUGGUGUUUGACUACGAGGGAGAGGAGUCCACCUGCGGCUCUCUCAGCAGCCUGCAGUCCAGCAGCUCGGACAGAGACCAUGACUACCUGCACCUGCAGCAGUGGGGACCGCGCUUCAGGAAGCUCGCUGACAUAUACGGAAGGGGCGAGGAUGACGACGAAGAGACACUGCCCGGGAGGAAGGAGUGGGUCUGAGGUGUGAUCGGAUGUGAGUGGACCAGACCACAUCUGACCAACAAGACCUCACCAACCCCUUCCACUCCAGCAUGGGUGCUUUUCCAAAAAGUGUAGUUUCUGGAAACAAACAGCAACUGAGAGUUUUUAACUCAUAGAUAAUUUGUAGUACUUUGUUUCUACAGUGAUCUACACCGAGGCUCUUACAAUGGUCAUUGCAUUAUCUGUAUAUUAAACAGAUAUAAAUCACUGAUUCUUGAUAAGGGAAAAAAAACACUUUUUAAGUCUUCAUUUUUAAAAACAAAAUCCAACUUAAUUCAAAAUUGCCUCAUGUAUAGAUACAGGUCUGGACUACAACAACAUAAAAGGGAACAGAUUUAUAUUAAAACGCUUUUUUUUGUGAAAAUGGACAUUUAUUCACUUCAUAAUUUCAUUUGUCUGGUGGAGAUGUUAAACAAAUCAAAAAUAUUUGUUUUUAUCUUAAUUUGAUCAAUUCAUAAAGAUUGUGAAGUUAUGCAUAUUCAUUGUAAACAUAUUCAAAGUUAUGUAUAUUCAUUGUUAUGAUUUUACACUAUUUUGGAAAACCCUAUUUUAAAAUACAUUCAUUUUGUAUAUUCAUAUUCAACCUUAAGCAUAUACUGUAUAAUCAGUAUGAAAGGAGGAAUGCCGGUGCAACGCAGAUGUCUUCUUUAGUAUUUAAAAUUGGUGUUAAAGUUUUUUAGUAUUAAAAAAAGUCAAAACUUUCAUCUUACAGUGUUGACAAACAACUGAUGGUGUUGACAAACAGCUGAAAGAAGCUAAUUACAAUCAGUUUUGACAUGGACACUUC
This is a messenger RNA of Sardina pilchardus (European sardine), 3498 nucleotides long. RefSeq names its product B-cadherin-like. NCBI's taxonomy places the organism in Eukaryota, Metazoa, Chordata, Actinopteri, Clupeiformes, Clupeidae. Gene Ontology annotation, biological process: cell-cell adhesion mediated by cadherin; cell-cell junction assembly; homophilic cell-cell adhesion. The coding region runs from base 246 to 2690 and encodes 814 amino acids. Gene Ontology annotation, cellular component: catenin complex; cytoplasm; plasma membrane. The transcript has 15 exons. Gene Ontology annotation, molecular function: calcium ion binding; cadherin binding. The record is from RefSeq and is a predicted model, not a curated record.